Molecule: messenger RNA, 348 nt
Organism: Corvus hawaiiensis (hawaiian crow)
Lineage: Eukaryota; Metazoa; Chordata; Aves; Passeriformes; Corvidae
Product: feather keratin Cos2-2-like
Exons: 1
Coding region: 16-333 (105 amino acids)
Cellular component (GO): intermediate filament
Molecular function (GO): structural constituent of cytoskeleton
Source: RefSeq, a predicted model, not a curated record
CUUCAGGUUACCCUCAUGCCCCAUGACAUGUCCUGCACAGAGAAGUGCCAGCCCUGCCAGCCCUGCGGCCCCUGCCCGCUGGCCAACAGCUGCAAUGAGUGCUGUGUCAGGCAGUGCCAGAGCUCCACCGUCGUCAUUGAGCCGCCUGCUGUGCUGGUGACCCUGCCCGGGCCCAUCCUCAGCUCCUUCCCACAGAACACCGUGGUGGGAUCCUCCACCUCCGCUGCUGUUGGCAGCAUCCUCAGCUCUGGUGGAGUGCCCAUCAGCUCCGGGGGCUUUGACAUCUCCUGCAUCACCAGCCGCUAUGGUGACAGUAAAUGUCACCUCUGCUAAAUCUGCUGUCAAUGG